Molecule: messenger RNA, 1216 nt
Organism: Morone saxatilis (striped sea-bass)
Lineage: Eukaryota; Metazoa; Chordata; Actinopteri; Moronidae
Gene: guca1c
Product: guanylate cyclase activator 1C
Exons: 4
Coding region: 10-576 (188 amino acids)
Molecular function (GO): calcium ion binding; calcium sensitive guanylate cyclase activator activity
Source: RefSeq, a predicted model, not a curated record
GGAGGAAUAAUGGGCGCCAACUUCUCUAGCCUGGAUGAUAUCCUGGAGGAGGACAUGCACCACUGGUACACCAAAUUCAUGAAGGAGUCGCCUUCAGGGCUCAUAACGCUCUUUGAGCUCAAGACUAUCCUUGAAAUGAACGGUAUGACAGAGGAGGCCAGCAGCUAUGUGGACCAGGUCUUUUUCACCUUUGACAUGGAUGGGGAUGGCUAUAUAGACUUUGUCGAAUACAUUGCAGCAAUAAGUUUAUUACUGAAAGGAGAAAUUAACCAGAAACUAAAGUGGUACUUCAAACUCUUUGAUCAAGACGGAAAUGGGAAAAUCGACAAGGACGAAAUGGAGACUAUAUUUAAGGCUAUUCAAGAUAUCACCAGAAGUUACGACAUCCCUCCAGAUGACAUUGUGACUCUCAUAUAUGAGAAGAUUGAUGUCAACGGAGAAGGUGAGCUGACGUUGGAGGAGUUCAUCAGUGGAGCCAAGGAUCAUCCCGACAUCAUGGAUAUGCUCACCAAGAUGAUGGAUCUUACCAACGUCCUGGAAAUCAUUGUCAGAGGUCAACGGAAGAAAGCUGAAUGAGUGAUAAACACGCUGGAUCAUGUGGAAAAUCCUUUUUGGUGGAUUUUCAGAACGUUGAGGAGUGUAUGUGCUUGAUUGGUGAAGAGCAGAGUCCCAUCUCAAACUGCACAGAAUGAACUGAAUGAACUGACUGAGCAGUCCCAUGAAGAUGACGAAGAUGAACUCUGUGUAUGACGCCUGAGAAAAGCAAAGAAUUUGUCCUCCUUCCUCUGCUUGUGCUCUUACAUUACUUGGCCCUUCAGUUUUGUUAAGGUUUACAACACUUCAAAUCGCUUUGAUUUACUUAAUAAACAGCUUAUUGAGCUGGAAAUAUUGUAUGGGACUUUUAGUCUGCAGAACUGUCCGGCACAACGUGAAAAGCAGAGUGGGUUACUUCAUCUCUAGUCUGGUUCACAGGAAGUAGGCUGUGGGUGUAAGCCUGCCAUUGACCUACUAGUUCAGUCGGUAUUCCCCUAUACUUCCAAUAUCUUAUGACACUAUUUUGCAAGAGGCACCAUCACUGCAUCUUGGGGUUAGCGCUGCCCAAUAUGAUGUGAUUGAUUAAAAAAAUACAAACACACCAGACAGUUUUUCCCCUAUGCCAGAAUAAUAAUGGGUUCAGCCAGACCUUUCUCCAGCACUGGCACAGCGCUAAAACAAA